GGUGCUCCGAAUCUGUUCGUUUACAUCCGUCGUCAUAAAACGACAAUGUCUCGAGUUUUAGAUAAAGUUUUCUUUAUGUAUUUUUUAACUCAUAUACCUAUCUCUAUUUGUGUUGAUCUACAGGCAGUUUUACCAUCAUGGCUGUACCCGUCAUCGCUGGUGGCACUAAAGGAAUGGUACUGCAGGGAAUACCGGGACUCGAUGAUGAUGGACCCGCCCCAGUUUUUCGUUUCAUUUUGUCUCUGUGAGCUCAUCUUCCAGCUUCCCUUCUUCUUUGUCGCCAGCUACGCCUAUUAUAAAGGAACAGCUGCAUGCAAGUGGAUUCGACUUCCCGUCAUCAUUUAUUCCACCCACGUGAUCACCACACUAAUAGCGAUCAUUUUCCAUGUGUUCACGACGGACUUCAGCAAGUCUAGAUAUCCGGGCCCACGCACCACCCAAGAGAAGUUGGCGUUGGUGUCGAUCUACUCCCCGUAUUUAUUUGUGCCAAUGAUGCUUCUAGCAGACGCAUUUUUUAGUAUUAGAACCGUUUAUGAUAACUGA
This is a messenger RNA of Gigantopelta aegis, 543 nucleotides long. RefSeq names its product sigma intracellular receptor 2-like. Lineage: Eukaryota; Metazoa; Mollusca; Gastropoda; Neomphalida; Peltospiridae. Bases 46 to 543 code for a protein of 165 amino acids. Gene Ontology annotation, cellular component: endoplasmic reticulum. The transcript is spliced from 3 exons. The record is from RefSeq and is a predicted model, not a curated record.